UCCGUCCCCGUAGUCGGUGUUGGAGGGGUCCCUACCGAAUCCGUGUCCUUCCGGUCAUGAUUUAUAGAGUUCUCGCAGCUCGCGGCUCACAGCAGAAACAGAGCAGCAAUCAAUCCUAUUGAGAGAGAGGGGAAAAUCAAGAAGGAUGCCGAAGAAGAUGGGAACAAACAGCAAGGCAGAGGCAGCUAGGGCUCGGAAGAGCGCCACAGAAACCGAGAAGAAGGAAAGAGAAGCCCGCGACAAAGAAGAUCAGUACUGGAAGGAGGCCGAGGGCGCCAGAUCCCGUGCCGCCAAGAAGCGCGAGGAAGAGGCAGAGAAGCGCGCCGAGGCCGCCGCCCGCAAGGCCGAGAUCCGCAGGCUCGCCGACAUCGAGCAGCAGGAGCUCGACAAGGCCAUCAAGAAGCCCGACAAGAAGGCGAGCCGCGUCUCCAUCCCCGUCCCCAAGGUCACCGAGGCUGAACUCCUCCGCCAACGCGAAGAGGAGCGCCUACAGAUCCUGCAGCGUGCCGACGCCACCAAGAAGCAGCAGAGACGGACCGCUGAGGAGGAGGAGUAUGAAAGAAUGGUGCUUGUAGCUAACACCAACAGGGACGACUCAGUCAUUGAGGCGCAUUCCGUUGAGGACGCGCUCUCGAGUAUGGCCAUUGCGGAUGCGUUGCCCGUGGACAAGCAUCCAGAGAGGAGGCUGAAAGCAUCAUUUAAGGCUUUUGAGGAAGCAGAGCUUCCCAAACUGAAAAUUGAGAAGCCAGGUCUCUCCCUCACUCAAUACAAGGAAAUGAUAUGGAAGCUAUGGAAGAAAUCUCCAGACAAUCCUUUGAACCAGGUUGCUGAAUGAUUCAAUUUUAAUCACAGGCAAGUUUCCUCGGUUUCAAUCUUUGUGGCUGUUUUCUUCGUCAUCCAUUUAUUGAUCACCUUGUUACCUAAAUACAGAUUAAUGGUUCCUGCUAAUAGUAAGAUUACAUGGUUAUGUGUUCUGGCCCCCCAAUGAACCCCCGCAAUUCGUACUCUAUAUAAUGUCUAUUCAUAAGAUUUCAGAUCUCUUGGUACGCUCGUCUUGCGUGCUUUGGGCAUCUAGUUUUCAGAUCUCUUGGUACACCCUGUCUUGUGUUGCUUUGGGCAUCUAUGCCAACAAUAAGCAAUUGCGUGUGUUGUAUAUAAAUAUAUAUUGUGGUGUGCAUGGAAGGCAGUGAUGAGAAAUCCAGUGGAGAUAUUAACAGAAAAACAUGUCAUAUUUGGCUUAUUCCUACUUGAUGUAACUGAGUAUGCUCAUAAUAUCCUUAUUAUGAUCUUGGACAGCAAUUUCGCCAGGUGCUUUGGAACC
This is a messenger RNA of Magnolia sinica, 1321 nucleotides long. RefSeq lists its product as uncharacterized. Gene Ontology annotation, cellular component: nucleus. Gene Ontology annotation, biological process: transcription by RNA polymerase II. Gene Ontology annotation, molecular function: transcription coactivator activity. The coding region runs from base 146 to 835 and encodes 229 amino acids. The transcript is spliced from 3 exons. Lineage: Eukaryota; Viridiplantae; Streptophyta; Magnoliopsida; Magnoliales; Magnoliaceae. The record is from RefSeq and is a predicted model, not a curated record.